AUGCAGUUCUCUAUCAAAAUCCUAUUGCUCAUUUUAUUGGUUUUCAUAAAAUGCUCACAUCAACGAAUCAGUGAUCCGAGCUUCCAAAACUACUGUCUAAGAUCAGGCGGUCAAUUUCAAACACAAACGAUUGAAAAAGAUAAGGAUGGAAAAGUGGUGGCAAAUCCAGUUGGUGAUAAAUGCAAAGUGGAUUUGAAAGUUUAUGCGAGAGAUAAGGUAUGUUAAGGAGAGGCCUGGCUGGAGAAAAAUCUGUUUUUUUGCAGGAUGAAGCUCGAUUGUAUUGUGAAAGAUGGGGAAUAUUCGUAUUGAUUGAUUGGGGUCGUGAUAAUGAUGAUCGUGUCCAUUGCACCUAUGAAAAUGUCUACGAAUGCAGCCGCAAUUUUCAACAAAUUCGCGGACUCUGCUAUCGCCAAUUCUUUCAACUCUACACCUACGAGGAAGCCGAAAAGAAGUGCAAAGACGAGAACGCCGAGAUUUUGAAGAUUCAAUCGAAACAUCAUGGAGAAUUGCUUGAAGGUACGUAAUUUUCUGGCAGGUUAAGAAACGUUGAUUCGGGUUAAUCUCAAGUCCUGAGUCUUUCACUUGUUGUUGUGAAAAAAACCUACAAAAAAAAUAUACAUUUCAUGAAAAUUUCGUUUUCAGCUUAUUAUCCUGCUGAUUUGAAAAUGUAUUUUGUGCAACCCGAUGAAACUCUCGAAUUAUCAUCCCAGUUUGUUGGACCAGAGUCGCUUGGAUUUGCUAAUUCCAUCAUCAAAUCAACCUCGAAUGAAACCGAAGAAGGUCAAGGCGAGAAUUAUGUUGUUCUUUUUGACUAUGGUAUUCAUUAUGAUGUUGGACCGAAUUCAAUCAUCAAAUUGGAUAAAUCACACAAAGCAUUUGCAAUGUGUAUGUACCAACCACGUGAAACAAUUCUCAGUUUUGGGGCGAAAGCCAGAAAACUUGCAGAAUUUUAUCAUCCGACACAAUUGGUUGGUGCAAUGGGUGUAUGGAGAACUGCUUCGCAUUAUACACCAAAGUAUGUUAUUUCUGGAGAUUUGAAAUACAAAUAAUAUAUUUUAUUUUUAGAAAUAUCCGUGGUUAUCCAAACUCCCAUCAAGAUGUUUGCGAAGCUUCGAUGAAAGCAAUCCUUGGAACCAGUGAUGGAACCUUGCUUAAUUUGAAACCGGAAAAUACCAAAUUGUUGAAUGAUGACGUCAAAAAAUCAUUCAAUUACGCAUUCGGACCAUUUGCUUAUUGUGAAUAUCCUUUGGGCGAAAAUGUUGAGCGUCGUAUUUAUUUUGCGAGUAAGGAAGUGGUGAGUUUAUUGAUGCUGCUGCUGAAAUAAUUAUUUCACUUUGAAUUCUUCUUGAAUAUAUCCCUUUGAUUUCAGAAAGGAAAAUCUUGUCCAAAUCAAGCGAAUGUCUUGGAAAAAGACUAUAAUGCGAAUUGGAUGCGAAAACUAACACCAUCUAAUUAUUCAUUCGUCUAUUAUCCAGAAAAAACUGACAAAUAUACUUUCGAAGCGAUCAAAAAUGCUCUUCAUUCUCCAAUGCUUUGCGGAUUGCACUAUGACAAGGAUAUUCAUAAAGCGAAUCCUGUUCCAGUUUGUUCAGGAAGUGAAUGGUGGACUCAGCAUGAGCGUCAAACUGGUUCCGUUUGUCUCAUGGUUAAUCACCAAGUGAGUAAUCAUCUCUAAAAAAACAGAAAUAUUUAUCAUUGUUUAUAUUUUGAUUUUAGGUAAGAUCAUAUUCUGAAUCCGAAGCUUAUUGUCGUAGUAAGGGAUGGGGUUGGCAAGAUGGGAGACUGAAGAAGAGUAUGAGACAAUGCACAAAAGGAAUUGUUAUGGUGGUUGGACUCAAUGCGCCCAUCGAAGCGGGGUAAGAUUUUGAUUUACAAAAUGACGUCAGCGAAACUCGGCAUUUCGGCAAAUCGGCGUGCCGAUUCCGACCAGGCCUGGACCGAAUUAAUACAUUUGUUACAAAAAGGUCUAAUGAACUUUGAAACUGUGUUUAAACAUUUAUUUAUUUCCACUAAUUAUAUUAUUUAUAUUGUAUUACCGAUUUUCAGUGUCAAAGCAUGGAAUCAACAAGUGAUGGAAGACGUGCGGUAA
Molecule: messenger RNA, 2089 nt
Organism: Caenorhabditis angaria
Lineage: Eukaryota; Metazoa; Nematoda; Chromadorea; Rhabditida; Rhabditidae
Source: the annotation of a GenBank genome assembly